CCUUCUGCUUUCCUUGCGUUAUAUCCUGCUCAUAGACUUGCACUGUUUAUCCUUACAACUAGUUGCUGAACACACAUACCCCCCCUGAUAGAAGUCUAUACAAUACUAUUGAAGUUUCAUUCUCGUUUUUUGGCAGCAGUCUUUUUACAAUCAAGUUCACUACAACAGACCCACCCCAACCACCACUUACAAACCAAACUGCAUAAGUAUUAAGGCGAACCAAUAUAUUCUAUUUCCCCUCAAUGUUUAUACAACUACUACUCCUUCACCUUUUGGUGUUGGUGAUACCUACUUCGGCUGAAAUAUACAUGGGUUUCCCAUUCAAUGAACAACUACCCAACGUAGGAAGAGUCAACCAAGACUACAGUUUCACCAUGGCCAAUAACACCUACAGAUCAAGUACUGGCGCUUAUAUCAACUAUGAAGUGCAGGGAUUGCCUGACUGGUUAAAGUUUGACUCAGGUUCAAGGACAUUCCUGGGGCAACCUACUCAAGAUAAUGUCGGCACCUUUGAAAUCACCUUGGUAGGAACAGAUACUCAAGAUUCUACUACUCUUUCCAACACUUAUCAAAUGAUGGUUUCUCUGGACCCAGGAUUAAAAUUAACUUCCCAAAAUGCCAUCACCAAUGCAAUUGCUAAAGUCGGCCAUACCAAUGGUGGCAAUGGUUUAGUUGUUAAGGAAGGUGAUAAUAUUAAUUUGCAAUUCGACAAGUCCAUCUUUGAAUCGGACCCAAACAGUAACAAUCCAAUUGUUGCCUAUUAUGGUCGUUCUGCUGACAGAAGUCCCUUACCAAACUGGCUUCAGUUCAAUAGUGACGAUCUUUCAUUUUCAGGUACUGUUCCUCAUGUUACUUCCCAAAAUGCGCCAUCAUUUGAAUAUGGUUUCAGUUUCCUUGCUACGGAUUAUCCAGGAUUUGCUGGGGCUGACGGUAUUUUCAAAUUAGUCGUGGGAGGACAUCAAUUAAGUACUUCUAUCUCUGGACCUAUUAAAAUCAAUGGAACAUUAGGUGGAGAUAUCGAUGUUGAUGUCAAGAGUUAUAUUAUGGACC
Molecule: messenger RNA, 1050 nt
Organism: Spathaspora passalidarum NRRL Y-27907
Lineage: Eukaryota; Fungi; Ascomycota; Pichiomycetes; Serinales; Debaryomycetaceae
Gene: AXL2
Product: Axl2p
Exons: 1
Cellular component (GO): membrane
Molecular function (GO): calcium ion binding
Source: RefSeq, a predicted model, not a curated record